Molecule: messenger RNA, 2181 nt
Organism: Paramecium tetraurelia
Lineage: Eukaryota; Ciliophora; Oligohymenophorea; Peniculida; Parameciidae
Exons: 7
Biological process (GO): protein dephosphorylation
Molecular function (GO): starch binding; carbohydrate phosphatase activity; protein tyrosine/serine/threonine phosphatase activity
Source: RefSeq, a predicted model, not a curated record
AUGAAUAACUUAAAAGACAAGGAAACCAAAAAAAUCGAUUUAAAUUUCGCUCUCAUAGAUUAUGAGUCAUCAUCUGAGGCAAACGGUGAAGUAAAUAAAGACCCUAUGUCUAUAAUAAAAAAAUUACAUAAACAAAUGUUUUAGGAUUAGACCUAGGAUGUAGUAGUUGGAUAUGUGAAUACAUAUAACAAAGAUAACCUAAUUACAGAAUUACCUUAUUUAUUGUAAUAAAUGGAAUACAAGCAAAUAUAUAAUUAAAUAAGAUAAUAAGUUUUAGUCAUUUUUCACUAUAUUGGAGGUGCUACAGAAACUGUGCCAAUUACAUUAAUUAAAAAGGCCAGAAAUAGAUAUGGACAAAACCCAAUAGAAGCAAAUUAACCAAAAGAUUAUUACGUGUCGACUAAUAUGGAUUUGAAAUAAGUUAGAAGGAACUAUUAGGAGACAGUCUAAUCAGAAGCAGAGCCCUUUAAGAUUAAGGAAGAUAUUCAAAAUGAUGAAAUCAAUAAAUUAUAUUACUUAUGCUUGAAGGAGUGUGAAGCUAAACAUUUAAGAAACUAUUUACAGACUAAAGAAUAUCAGCUAGAAUAUUUUAAAUUUUAAUCAGAUGGUCAGAUGUUCAGAAUGAAUAGAGUGAAGAAAGUCUAAAAGUAAAGAGCUAAUGAGUUUUUAGUUUUGAAUAAUGAAAUAUAAUAAUUAAAUUUGCAAUAAAUGAUAAUGAAAUAGCAAUCUAUUUCUACUAAUACAACUCUGGGUUCUUAGUUUUUUAAGGUUUAUUUUAAAAUUCAUUACCACACUCAACCUGGCAAAGCAAUAUACAUAGUUGGAGACAAUAAAUAAUUUGGAAAUUGGAAUCCAAUAAAAGGAAUGCGCUUAUAAUGGAACGAAAAUGAUGAGUGGACAAUCUGCAUUGGGGUUGAUCGAUCUCAAUAUUAGAAAAUUGAAUAUAAGUUUAUAGUGAAUAACUUCGAUAAUCCGACCUUGUAGGAUCCGAUUUGGGAACCAGGGGAAAAUAGAGUUAUCACCACUCAUAUGAUUUAAAAUGAGACCAAAUCAGAAUAUUUUAAUUGUGAAUAUUGGGGCUAUAGAACAAUCAAAUUGAAGUUAAAUUACAAUUUAGCUUAAAAAUAAAGAAUGAUGGUAAUUGGCUCUAUAGAAUAAUUAGGUCAAUGGAGUCAUCCUGUAUUAAUGAAACCCUAAUAAAAGAUAGAUAUAUUGAAUGACGAGCCAGUUUAGUAAUGGUCUAUUUCCUUUAUUGUGGAUCCUAUGAAUUUUUCAUUUAGAUACUUUUAUGUAAUUAGAAAUGAUGAGAAUGGAUCAAUGAUAUGGGAGAGAGGUAAUGGACGAUAUCUGAAAUCAAGUGAUUUAAGAUCAUUUAGAUAAGUUCAAACUGUGUAUGCUAAAUCUCCUAUCAGAAUUAAAACUUAGUUAUUGGCAGCAUGUUAAAAUUAGAGAUUAUAAAAAUUAAAAAAUGGUUCAUUUUGUUCUGAUAAGCAACUAAAGAUUAAUAAAGAAACUAGUAUAGGUUAUUCUUUCUCAGAUAAGGAACCUUCUUUCUUUUAUUAUGAGUCGUUUGGAAGACUUAAUAAAUUGGAUUGGAAUUUUGUAGUCUAAUUUGCUAUCACACAAAUCAAUGAAAAUAUUAUUAUUGGACCUUAUCCUUAGAAUGAAUAGGAUAUACUAGUUUUAAAAUCUCAAGGAAUUAAGGCUGUCUUAAAUCUACAGACAAGAUUAGAUAUUUAUCAUCGAGGAGUGGAUUGGGAUGAAAUACAAAAUAGCUAUAAAAAAAAUGACAUUAUAAUGAAGAAUUUUGAAAUUUUUGAUAUGGAUCCAAUAGAUUUUGAAAGAAAAGCAUUUAAAGCUGUGUAACUAUUGAAAAAAUUAAUCAAUAACUAUGAAUUUGUUUACGUUCAUUGUACAUCAGGAAUUGGAAGAGCUCCCUCCCUUGUGGUAUUAUAUUUAUCCACAGUAUUACAAAUUCCAUUAAAUGAAGCAAUUUCAUUUGUAAAAAAAAAAAGAGAGCAUUUCUACAUUAAUCAUAAUAUGUUGAGAAAAUCAUUACAAAAAACUGAAAUAUUUAAUAAUGGUGAAGGAUAUGAAGAAAUCUCAGUAUUCAAUUAAUAUUAAAUUGGAAGCCUACAAAAAAUUUAUGAAUAGAAAUUUGAUUAUAAUUUACUUUAUUGA